Gossypium arboreum is the source of this 2792-nucleotide messenger RNA. RefSeq names its product casein kinase 1-like protein HD16. Lineage: Eukaryota; Viridiplantae; Streptophyta; Magnoliopsida; Malvales; Malvaceae. Gene Ontology annotation, biological process: signal transduction; endocytosis; peptidyl-serine phosphorylation. The transcript has 17 exons. The record is from RefSeq and is a predicted model, not a curated record. Gene Ontology annotation, cellular component: cytoplasm; nucleus. The coding region runs from base 435 to 2555 and encodes 706 amino acids. Gene Ontology annotation, molecular function: protein serine/threonine kinase activity; ATP binding.
ACCUUAAGAAAACCAUAUAUAUAUUACUUUUUAGAUGAUUUUAGGCUUUUUAUUUUUUUGUUUGAUACGUAAAAGAUCCUCACCCAAAUCUCCACCUAAUAAACUUUCUUAUUGUCUAUCUUCUCUUAAAUUUCAAUUCAAUCAAUCUCUCAAGAAAGAGUUUAUUUUUCUGCCUCUUUUUGUUACCCUAAAUUUUGGAAUAAAUUUCUAUCUUCAUACCGCAAUAAUUCAAAGAACAAGACUGGUUUUUAUUUAUUUAUUUCAAAGUCUUGAUUUUUGUAUCUGGGUUUUUAAAAUUAAGCCCAACAAAUGUAUCAUCUGAACAUAUCGUUAAGGAUCUGAGCUAGACCCAUCAAGUUCUUUUGAGGAUAUUUGAUCUGAUUUUGGAGGGGAGCUGAGGGAACUAAGUGGCAUGUGAAUUGCACGCGGUGAGGAUGCCAGAAUUGCGAAGUGGAGCCCGGAGGUCGAAACACCUUGAUGAUCUUCAGCCACCUCCUCAACCGGUUGAACAAGCGGAGAAUUGGGUUCUGCCUGCUCAAAACAGAACCAGGAGGAGAGUUGGUGGAAGAGGAAGGGGUAAUGCUGCCGGUGUAGCCAAAGGGCCCUUGGCGGCAGUACCCACAAGGCCAACGGCCGCUGGUAGAGGCCGGGGCAUUAGGUUGAUAGAUUUAGAUCCCGAACCGUGUCAGGUUCUUCCUCAGGCUGAACCUUUGGCUGCCGCUGGACCUGCUUUCAACCGAGUAGAAGUAGUGGCAGAUAAAGAUAUUGCGAUGGAGGGUCGGAGUGCUGAUAAAAUAGUCGGAGUUGAAGAAGAAGCUAGCACCACCCCUGUUCCUGAAACGGUACAAGUGGGUAAUUCUCCUGUAUAUAGGUUAGAAAGGAAAUUGGGUAAGGGCGGUUUUGGCCAAGUUUAUGUUGGCCGAAGGACAAGUGGUGGUAGUGAUAGAAUUGGACCCGAUGCAAUUGAGGUGGCCUUGAAGCUUGAGCAUCGGAACAGUAAAGGUUGCAAUUAUGGUCCACCUUAUGAGUGGCAAGUGUACAAUUCCCUAAAUGGGUGUUAUGGGAUUCCUUCUGUGCACUACAAGGGUCGCCAGGGAGACUUCUAUAUUCUUGUGAUGGAUAUGCUUGGUCCCAGUCUAUGGGAUGUUUGGAAUUCUCUAGGACAGUCGAUGUCACCAAAUAUGGCUGCAUGCAUUGCGGUGGAGGCAAUAUCAAUUCUUGAAAAGCUUCAUUUAAAGGGGUUUGUCCAUGGUGAUGUGAAGCCUGAGAAUUUUUUACUAGGGCUACCUGGAUCAGCUGAUGAGAAGAAGCUAUAUCUUAUUGAUCUUGGUUUAGCUUCGAGAUGGAAAGAUGCACAGUCUGGUCAACAUGUUGAUUAUGAUCAGAGGCCGGAUGUUUUCAGGGGAACAAUCAGGUAUGCUAGUGUGCAUGCGCAUUUGGGUCGGACUGGAAGUCGUAGAGAUGACCUUGAGUCAUUGGCAUACACAUUGAUAUUUCUAAUAAAAGGGCGGUUACCAUGGCAGGGUUAUCAGGGUGAUAACAAGAGUUUUCUGGUUUGCAAGAAAAAGAUGGCCACUUCUCCAGAGUUGAUGUGUUGCUUUUGUCCUGCCCCGUUUAAGCAGUUCCUUGAGGCUGUUACAAAUAUGAAAUUUGAUGAGGAGCCCAAUUAUGCAAAGCUUAUAUCCUUCUUUGAGAGCCUAAUUGAACCAUGCACUCCAUUGAGACCGAUAAGAAUCGAUGGAGCUCUUAAGGUUGGGCAAAAGAGAGGAAGACUGGUCAUUAAUUUAGAAGAAGACGAACAACCUAAGAAAAAAAUACGACUAGGUAGUCCUGCUACUCAGUGGAUUUCGGUUUUCAAUGCACGUUGUCCUAUGAAGCAGAGAUAUCACUACAAUGUAGCAGAUUCAAGGUUGCGCCAGCAUGUAGAAAAGGGUAAUGAAGAUGGAUUAUUUAUUAGUUGUGUGGCAUCGGCUGCUAACCUCUGGGCCUUGAUCAUGGAUGCGGGAACUGGUUUCUCGUCCCAGGUUUAUGAAUUGUCAACCGUCUUUUUGCACAAGGAUUGGAUUAUGGAGCAGUGGGAAAAGAACUACUAUAUUAGUUCAAUAGCUGGAGCAACUAAUGGAAGUUCCUUGGUUGUUAUGUCAAAAGGGACUCCUUACACUCAACAGUCAUACAAGUUGAGCGAAUCUUUUCCCUUCAAAUGGAUAAAUAAGAAGUGGAAAGAAGGCUUUCAUGUAACCUCAAUGACAACUGCCGGGAGUUGCUGGGGUGUGGUAAUGUCAAGGAACUCUGGGUUCUCCGAUCAGGUUGUGGAGCUUGACUUUUUGUAUCCAAGUGAAGGAAUACAUCGGCGAUGGGAGAGUGGUUACAGAAUAACAUCUAUGGCUGCAACCGCAGACCAAGCUGCCUUCAUACUAAGCAUUCCGAAACGAAAAAUGAUGGAUGAAACUCAGGAAACUCUGCGCACAUCCGCCUUCCCGAGCACCCAUGUAAAGGAAAAAUGGGCAAAAAAUCUGUACCUAGCAUCAGUUUGCUAUGGGCGAACUGUGUGCUAGUUCUGUGUGUUGUGGAGUGGGGUGUGUCGGAUACAAAUAUGUAUCCAGACAUGAGUAUGUUUUACUUUUGAUGUAAUUGGAGGGUCAUAUUUAUAUUUCUGUAUUCAUAUCCGAGAUGUGUCGGGUACGGGUUUCAGAUACAAUUAUUUUAAGAAAAACAAAGAGUCAUAUAGUAACAUAGCUAGUUUAACUUGCUCCAUAAAGAAGAAAUAAUGAUUCGAAGAUCAAAUUUUGAAA